Exophiala xenobiotica is the source of this 3477-nucleotide messenger RNA. RefSeq lists its product as uncharacterized. The coding region runs from base 213 to 3044 and encodes 943 amino acids. NCBI's taxonomy places the organism in Eukaryota, Fungi, Ascomycota, Eurotiomycetes, Chaetothyriales, Herpotrichiellaceae. The transcript has 4 exons. Gene Ontology annotation, biological process: regulation of DNA-templated transcription. Gene Ontology annotation, molecular function: DNA binding. The record is from RefSeq and is a predicted model, not a curated record.
UGACAAUCUACCAUCGACAGCCUGCAUAGUUUCCCUCACUCGUUCUCUCGCCAGACUAGUCUACUGCUCGUCCUGAUCGCUACGCGCUUCUUUAGCAGCCUCUCCUGUUCAAUCUCCAACCUGAUCGCGACAUGACCACAGCCGGUGGUAACAAUUCCACUCUACCCCGGUAGCCCCGUUGCGUCGCAUUAAAAGCAAAAAGUCCGCGCAACAUGGCACCUCCACCUCAGAGGAUCAUUGAGGACGAGGAGGAAUUCCUCAACGAUGUCGCAGCUUUCCAUGAAAAACGAGGGACCAAUUUUGACCGCGAUGGAAAGGUCAGCGGCCGUCCAAUAUCUCUUCACAAAUUGUACAAGCUGGUCCUUGCUAGAGGCGGCUACGAUGCACUGUCAGCAGAGCGCAUGCAAUGGCGAACCUUGGUUAGAGAGUUCGGGUUUGGCAAGAAUCAUGAAGGCGUCAUGACAUUUCAACUGAAAACUGUGUAUUACAAGAACCUUGCGGCCUAUGAAAUCGCGACAUACUGGGGCGAAGAGCCACCUCCAAAAGAGAUCUUAGAGGAUCGAAGUGCGAAAGGAGGAAACUUGCGGACAAGAACUCUCGAGAACUAUGCUCCCGCCAGCUCACAGGCGAAUGAGCCUGCGACUGCGGCACUCGAUGGCAACUUUGAUUCUGCCGAUGAGGAACAGGUGACGCCUAAGCAGGAGAAGACAGAAUCCGAAGAGCCGGGAAGUGCAAGCAGAUACCCUAUGCGUCAAUUGAGACAAGAUCCCAAGCGCACUCAAAUGUACCAACCAGAGACUCAACCAGCACGCACGCGUAACAUUCGAGCCACAGACUCUCCAUCUGCGCCCCCUGUACAACAGCAAGUCUAUCAGAACACUGCCAGCGACCCUUACAACCCAACAUUUGACUGGUUCAACAAUUACAAACCAAGCCUGAGCAGACCACUGACUCUUCAGCAAGUGAAGACACCUGGCAAUGACCCCGAAUUCCACACAAACAAGGCCAAACAAAAGUUGCAAAAGGAGUUGGAGAAGGACCCGAGAAAAUUGAGGGAAGCCGCACGAAAAUUCGAGCUGCUACCUGGUCUUGAUGAAAAGGAUUCCAGAAAAGUCGUGCCUACAGGGCUCAAUGGUCCGAACAUCUAUCAACGAUGUCUCUAUGGUCUGCGAUCUGGUAUUCCAGAAGAGGAGGAGUUUGCGCUACACCACCUCGUCAAAGUCUCAUGUGAGCGUGGUGACAAGUACAAGUUUGAAGGAUUCCCAUACCUUGCCGAGUCCCUGCUGGAGAAGGCAUUGCAGAUAACCGAGCUCGUGUACGGCGUGAAAUGGGAUGUCACCUACGACGAGGAUGAUGAAGGACUCCCCCUGAAUACGUUGAACGCCGCUUUCGGAACGAAGAAUCUCCUGGAGCGUAUUCAGCUUACUUCAACAAAUGUGGUUGACGAAAAUGUGGAAGAUACCGACACAUCUCGGAAACUGGACCGCCUGAAGGAGACCAUCCUUGUACUUCGGAACAUGGUCACUCUCGCGGACAACGCGAUCUUUCUAUCAAGAUUUCCGCUGUUCAAAGACUGUCUUACUAUCGCCAUCACUCUGCCCGACCAACCUCGCCUGACCGAGUUCAAACUAUCUGCGCUGGAAGUUCUGGAACAUGUAACCAGAUACUGGGCGCUGGUACCAAAAGAUCCCCUGUAUCUAUCGUUGAUACCCUACAUGGAGUCUAGCGAUCGAGCAACGCUCAUUUCGGCCAUUCGGGCCAUCAACAACAUCGGCAUCGAUACGCCAGAAAUUCACCGCUUGACCGACAUACCAAUUGCGACCGUCAACCAAUUAUUCAAUUUCACUCUCCUGGACGAUGAUUUGCUUAUGGAGACCACACUGGACUUCCUCUACGAAUACACAGCCAUGCCGGAGAAUAACACCGAGCUAUUGACAAAGAUUCCUUGGCUGCUACCCAGAAUGGUCGGCCGCUUGACGUCCCUCCUGCUGCAUGAGUCUAUCACGCGUGAAGAAUCCAUAAUAGCCAGGCAGCCUGCGAAAACGUCACCACUACCAUGUCCAGUACCAACCAUUGCCAACGAACUCUACGUUGAGCUCUUGCGAUAUCACGAACCGGAGCGAUCUUCCAGAUGGCUACGGUGCUGCUUUGAAGAGUCUCCGAAUGACGACAUAACGCAAAUCGCCAUUUGGCAAGCUUACCAGCAGAGAUUCGUACAGCACAACCCCAUCCCUGCCGCCGACUUCAUUAAGAACGUGUCGACCACCUUCAGCACGGCUCAAGCGCAGGUCAUUAACAGCCCAGUUCAAGCGAGGUUCAUCAUCAAGGGUAUCAAGCCUCGCAGAGUAUUGGUCGACGUGCAUGGUCGCCCAUACUACAAGUGUCUCUGGCACAUCACUCAUCCAGAGCAAGGGGACCAAGCAUCGCGCCUGACGCAAAAGUAUUUGUGCAGCACCUGGUACUCCAGUCGUGAGAAGUUGCUCGCUCACCUCAUAUCCGAUCACAUGGGAAUUCAAAGAACAGUUGAAGGUCAAUUCGCAGAGAAAGACUUGCCGAACCACCGGAUCUGUCGAUGGCAUCAGUGUAAGCAUCGAUCUCCGUUCGCGACUGGCCGCGAAGUCACACUCCAUCUCUCUGUGCACAUCCCGGCGACGCCCGAGGCCAUGUCCAAGCUACUGCAUGAAGUGGCGUUCGAUGGGAGAGAGCCGGAGCCCACCACCAUCAAGCAUCACAUCCAUUACACGGCUUUCGAUACCGAAGUGCAUCCUCCCCAGCCAUGUGGGAUUGCGUGGAUGAGCGUCAUGAUAUUGCGCAAUCUCGCUCGGUAUGCGAACAAGCAUGGUCAACCGUUCGAAAAGGAUGGUGUCAAACUUAUUGAGCAGUUGUUCGGCAGCCAUAAGUACGCGCUGUUCAAGAACCUGGCCUCCAAUAAAACUCUGGGAAAUUACAUCUCGGAUCUGAUGCAGUUGUUGGACAAAGCUGAAAACGAGGAAAAGAGAGGUACAAAGAGAGAACGUGAAGAAGAUGGAGAAACUACUGCUUGAGUGGCGGCAAAGGAGAGAACAUGAAGAAGAUGAAGAGAUUACUGCUUGAGUGAUCAGGUGGUGGUGCUCCUUGGUUGAUCAUCAAGGACAUGACGACGUGGACACUCUUGUGACAUGUGUGAAUGGUCUAAGGGGAAUCGGGAAUCAGGUUCGAUUGAUUUUUGACACCGUAUGUGCGUAUGUGUUGAGCUUGGGAAGGAAAAUCGAAAUCAAAAUGGCAGCAUGGCGCUGGUUGGGUUGGGUUGGGCUGGUUCAGCAUCUGUUGGUGUGACUGAGGACCUGGAGAUCUCUUAGGUAUGGUUCACGAACCGGCCUGGAUCUAGGGGUAUCGGCUCGAGCUGCUGCUGCGCCCCGUCACUUGUUGUAGAUUACAUUGAUGUUAGUGUAGGACUACUAUCACACAAUGCUUUGAGCUACGUGAAUUGGGCUUGAU